CUGUAUUUACAAGACGUGUUGUUAGCUUUUAAAUUGAGUUUCAUACAGUGAUGAAGUUUUAGUCAGUGAUUAAAUGUCCAAUUUAUGAAAAGUGAUUAAUAAUUGUAAUAUUGCAAUACGAUACACUUUAAACAAACUACCUAGUUCCGGAAGGUGUAACUUUGCUAUGAAUUACAUACAGGUUUUACUAGUUAUCAAUAUUUGAAAAUGAACAAGAAAAGCUAAAUGUGGAUAUAAAAAUAUAUAUUAUUUGAAUAUAUUGUUGACUACUAAAUAUUCGUCAACAAAUUCACAAUGUCAGUUCACCGAUUCAAUAGAUCUAACAGAAAAAUGAAGAGAGAUAAUAGUCCUUUGGAAGGUGAGGAUGAUUACGAACCUUAUGUACCAGUUAAGGAACGUAAAAAGCAGCGAUUGGCCAAACUUGGCAAGCUCGGGCAGCUCAAAGAUGAAGCUGCCGCUGGCAUCAUUGGGAAAAGUAGCAGUGAAAAUGAGAAAGAUGACGCGGAUGAUGAUGAUGGCCAAGUAUGGGGGAGGAAGUCAAAUAUUUCUUUAUUAGAUCAACAUACAGAGUUAAAGAAACUAGCAGAAGCCAAGAAAGAGAGUGCUAUGGAGAAGCAGUUGAAAGAGGAAGAGAAGAUCCUGGAAAGUGUAGCAGAAAAUAAGGCUUUAAUGGGUGUGGCUGAAUUGGCAAAGGGCAUUCAGUAUGAAGAUCCGAUAAAAACCAGUUGGAGACCUCCGAGAGCAAUACUGGCUCUUGGGGAAUUGAGGCACGAAAGACUCAGAAGGAAGCUUAGAAUUUUAGUGGAAGGAGAUGAUGUUCCACCACCCCUAAAAAGUUUCAAGGAGAUGAAAUUUCAUAGAGGGAUUCUGAAUGGUUUAGAACAGAAGGGCAUUGUUAAACCCACACCGAUUCAAGUGCAAGGAAUACCUACAGUAUUAUCUGGUCGCGAUAUGAUUGGUAUUGCGUUCACUGGUAGUGGAAAAACCUUGGUAUUCGUAUUACCAAUUAUAAUGUUCUGUUUGGAGCAGGAAGUAGCCAUGCCGUUUAUAAGAAAUGAAGGGCCAUAUGGUUUAAUCAUCUGUCCGUCGCGAGAAUUAGCAAAACAAACCUAUGAUAUUAUUAGACACUAUACAAAUAGUUUACGCCAAGCUGGCUGCCCCGAAAUUCGCAGCUGCUUGGCUAUUGGCGGCGUGCCUGUAUCAGAGUCCUUAGAAGUUAUUAAUAAAGGUGUACAUAUUAUGGUAGCCACUCCUGGACGGUUAAUGGACAUGCUGGACAAGAAAAUGGUGAAGUUGAGCGUGUGUCGUUACUUAUGCAUGGAUGAAGCGGAUCGCAUGAUCGAUAUGGGUUUUGAGGAGGACGUGCGAACGAUUUUUUCAUUCUUCAGGGGGCAAAGGCAAACGUUACUAUUUUCCGCGACCAUGCCAAAGAAGAUCCAAAAUUUCGCACGAUCCGCUUUGGUGAAACCCGUUACUAUCAACGUAGGUCGUGCUGGUGCAGCGUCAAUGAACGUCAUUCAGGAAGUGGAAUAUGUUAAACAAGAAGCUAAAAUUGUGUACCUUUUGGAGUGCUUGCAAAAAACUCCACCACCGGUGUUAAUAUUUGCUGAAAAGAAACAAGAUGUAGACGCUAUUCACGAAUAUUUAUUGUUGAAGGGUGUUGAAGCGGUGGCAAUACACGGCGGAAAAGAUCAAGAAGAAAGAUCACGGUCCGUGGAGGCUUUCCGCGGAGGUCGAAAAGACGUGCUGGUUGCAACGGACGUUGCAUCCAAAGGUCUUGAUUUCGCUGAUGUGCAACACGUAAUCAAUUAUGAUAUGCCUGAUGACGUGGAAAAUUAUGUGCACAGAAUUGGAAGAACUGGUCGUUCCGGGCGUACGGGUAUAGCAACUACUUUCAUAAAUAAAGCGAAUGAUGAAUCUGUGUUGUUGGAUUUGAAACAUUUGCUCAUGGAGGCAAAGCAGAAGGUUCCACCUUUCCUGUUGGAGCUCUGUUCCGAGAACGAGAAGUACCUCAACUUGGGAGACGAACGUGGUUGCAGUUAUUGCGGUGGUCUUGGGCACAGAAUUACGGAGUGUCCGAAGCUGGAGGCAAUUCAAAACAAACAGGCAUCCAACAUUGGACGCAGAGACUACUUGGCCAGCAACGCAGCCGACUAUUAAACAUAUUAUAUAUAUGUUGUCUCUAGCUCUUUCUUUAUGCAAAUGUACACUGUUUAAACUCCAUAAGAUUUGUGACCGAAGUUCCCCAACUUAAAGAAAGGGCUAGAAAAAUUUUGACAAAUACAUGUAAAUAAUUUCGUACUGUUUUUAAAAUUUAACUUUUAAGCGAAUAAAAUGUAAAUUGAGCUUUUCCAA
Messenger RNA from Megalopta genalis, 2355 nucleotides. RefSeq names its product ATP-dependent RNA helicase abstrakt (gene abs). The record is from RefSeq and is a predicted model, not a curated record. Lineage: Eukaryota; Metazoa; Arthropoda; Insecta; Hymenoptera; Halictidae. Gene Ontology annotation, molecular function: RNA helicase activity; ATP binding; nucleic acid binding. Gene Ontology annotation, biological process: mRNA splicing, via spliceosome.